AUUAGACCUCUUCUAAAGAAGCCUGCGUUAGAUCCCUCAGAGUUGAGCAAUUAUAGGCCAGUUUCCAAUCUCCCAUGGCUGGGCAAGGUAAUUGAGAGGGUGGUGGCCUCUCAGCUCCAGGCGGUCUUGGAGGAAACUGAUUAUCUAGACCCAUUUCAAACUGGUUUUCGGGCGGACUAUGGGGUGGAGACUGCCUUGGUCGGCCUGAUGGAUGAUCUCCAACUGGCAAUGGACAGAGGAAGUGUGACUCUGUUGGUCCUCUUGGAUCUCUCGGCGGCUUUCGAUACUAUCGACCAUAGUAUCCUUCUGGAACGUCUGAGGGGGUUGGGGGUGGGAGGCACUGUUUUUCAGUGGUUCAGCUCCUACCUCUCGGACAGAUUCCAGAUGGUGUUGAUUGGAGAUUGUUGCUCUUCAAAAUCUGAGCUUAGGUAUGGUGUUCCUCAAGGCUCCAUACUCUCUCCAAUGCUUUUUAACAUCUACAUGAAACCGCUGGGAGAGAUCAUCAGGGGAUUUGGAGCUGGGUGUUACCAGUAUGCUGAUGACACCCAGAUCUACUUCAGGAGUGCCUUCUAUCAGCUUCGGCUGAUACGCCAGCUGAGCCCAUUUCUCGAGAUCAGUGACCUCAAAACAGUGGUAAAUUUGUUGGUAACCUCCAGACUGGACUUCUGUAAUGCUCUCUACGUGGGGCUUCCUUUGUACGUAGUCCGGAAACUUCAGUUGGUCCAGAAUGCGGCAGCCAGGUUGGUCUCUGGGUCAUCUCGGAGAGACCACAUUACUCCUUUGUUGAUGGAGUUACACUGGCUGCCAAUAGGUUUCCGGGCAAAAUACAAAGUACUAGUUAUUACUUAUAAAGCCCUAAACGGCUUAGGCCCCAGGUAUCUAAGAGAGCGUCUUCUUCGCUAUGAGCCCCACCGGCCGCUGAGGUCACUUGAGGAGGUCCGUCUCCAGUUGCCACCAACUCGUUUGAUGGCUACACAGAGACGGGCCUUUUCGGCUGCUGCCCCGAGAUUGUGGAAUGCACUCCCUGCUGAGAUACGAUCCUCCCCAUCUCUGUCAAUUUUCAGAAAACACCUGAAAACACAUCUCUUCAGCCAGGAUGCUGCUGUGGCAGCUGUUGAAAUCCCAGGAACAUAA
This is a messenger RNA of Hemicordylus capensis (graceful crag lizard), 1134 nucleotides long. RefSeq lists its product as uncharacterized. NCBI's taxonomy places the organism in Eukaryota, Metazoa, Chordata, Lepidosauria, Squamata, Cordylidae. The transcript is spliced from 3 exons. The annotation marks the transcript as partial. The record is from RefSeq and is a predicted model, not a curated record.